Molecule: messenger RNA, 1369 nt
Organism: Neomonachus schauinslandi (Hawaiian monk seal)
Lineage: Eukaryota; Metazoa; Chordata; Mammalia; Carnivora; Phocidae
Gene: UCHL5
Product: ubiquitin C-terminal hydrolase L5
Exons: 11
Coding region: 179-1168 (329 amino acids)
Biological process (GO): ubiquitin-dependent protein catabolic process; protein deubiquitination
Cellular component (GO): Ino80 complex; cytoplasm
Molecular function (GO): proteasome binding; cysteine-type deubiquitinase activity
Source: RefSeq, a predicted model, not a curated record
GUCCUCCCGCGCUCUGUCGCGCUGCAGGUGACGGCGCCCGGAGGCUGUCGGGAAGUAGGCGGGGUGACGUGGGAUUGACGAGCUCCGCGGCGGGUUUGCCGAGAUCAGUGGCUGGCUGCUGCUGGUGUGGGGGGCGGCCAGAGCUUGAGGUGGAGCGGGGCGGUGUGUGGCCGGGGCCAUGACGGGCAAUGCCGGGGAGUGGUGCCUCAUGGAAAGCGACCCCGGGGUCUUCACCGAGCUCAUUAAAGGAUUCGGUUGCCGAGGAGCCCAAGUAGAAGAAAUAUGGAGUUUAGAGCCUGAGAAUUUUGAAAAAUUAAAGCCAGUUCAUGGGUUAAUUUUUCUUUUCAAGUGGCAGCCAGGAGAAGAACCAGCAGGCUCUGUAGUUCAGGACUCCAGACUUGACACAAUAUUUUUUGCCAAGCAGGUAAUUAACAAUGCUUGUGCUACCCAAGCCAUAGUAAGUGUGUUAUUGAACUGUACCCAUCAAGAUGUCCAUUUGGGAGAGACAUUAUCAGAGUUUAAGGAAUUUUCACAAAGUUUUGAUGCAGCUAUGAAAGGUUUGGCACUGAGCAAUUCAGAUGUGAUUCGACAAGUACACAACAGUUUUGCCAGACAGCAAAUGUUUGAAUUUGAUGCAAAGACAUCAGCAAAAGAAGAAGAUGCUUUUCACUUUGUCAGUUAUGUUCCUGUAAAUGGAAGAUUGUAUGAAUUAGAUGGAUUAAGAGAAGGACCGAUUGAUUUAGGUGCAUGCAAUCAAGAUGACUGGAUCAGCGCAGUGAGGCCAGUCAUAGAAAAAAGGAUACAAAAGUACAGUGAAGGUGAAAUUCGAUUUAACUUAAUGGCCAUUGUGUCUGACAGAAAAAUGAUAUAUGAACAGAAGAUAGCGGAGUUACAAAGACAACUUGCUGAGGAGGAACCCAUGGAUACAGACCAGGGUAAUAAUAUGUUAAGUGCUAUUCAGUCAGAGGUUGCCAAAAACCAGAUGCUUAUUGAAGAAGAAGUACAGAAACUAAAAAGAUAUAAGAUUGAAAAUAUCAGAAGGAAGCAUAAUUACCUGCCUUUCAUUAUGGAAUUAUUAAAGACUUUAGCAGAACACCAACAGUUAAUACCACUAGUAGAAAAGGCAAAAGAAAAACAGAAUGCAAAGAAAGCACAGGAAACCAAAUGAAGAAGAUGCUUUGGGAUGUAUACACAUUUCUGCUUCUGCACUUAUUUUCAUGGAAACCAUUAAGUAUAAAGAACUUUGAGCAUCAUCCUAAUUGACUCAAUGCACGUUUGGCAAUAGUACCAGUCUGUCUUGUCUUUAAUGCAUGGAUUCUUUCCCUACCUGCAUCAUGUGCAUGUAGUGCAUAUUAAAUAAAAGUGAUAU